AUGGAUUCCAAGAAUGACAUCGUUGAAGUCGAGAACAAGCUACACUCUCCGGGCGCUGUCGAAUCCGCCUCCGAACAUGUCGACAUCAACCACAACGUAAAUGCCAAGAUCCAAAACCCUCUUUUCGGGCUUUCUCGUCAUGAGCUCAUGGCCCGCGUCGACCAGUUUUGUGACAACCACGGUAUGAACGAUGACAAGGUGGUGUUCCAGAAGGCCGCGCUCCUCGCCCAGAAUCCUCACAAGUUUGAGAGCUAUUCUGAGCUCACUGAGGAGGAAAAAGUCGCCAUCCGUCGCGAAACAACUCACAAGUGGUCUCACCCUCGUGGCCUCCUCAUGACCGUUGUCAUGGCGUCCGUCGGCGCCGCUGUACAGGGUUGGGACCAGACUGGCGCGAACGGUGCCAAUCUGUCAUUCCCUGUCGAGUUUGGCAUUAGCGAUGCCGCAGGCGCUCCGAAUGCGGCACGUAACCAGUGGAUCGUAGGAGUCAUCAAUGGCGCGCCUUACCUCUUCGGCGCCCUCGUCGGCGGCUGGCUCAACGAUCCUGUCAAUCACUAUUUCGGUCGCCGUGGUGCCAUCUUUAUCGCUGCGAUAUUUGCUAUACUCAGUCCUAUCGGAUCAGCCGUGAGCCAAACAUGGGUCCAACUCCUCGUCUGCCGUUGCCUUCUUGGUCUCGCGAUGAGUCUUAAGGCCUCCACUACCCCUGUGUUUACCAGUGAGAACGUUCCAGCCAAUGUGCGCGGGGGCAUGGUCAUGUCCUGGCAGUUGUGGUGUGCCGGCGGAAUUCUGCUCGGGUUCUCGGCCAACCUGGCUGUUUACCAAGUUGGUCCCAUUGCUUGGCGCCUCGAGAUGGGCUCGGCUUGUAUCCCCGCCCUUCCCCUUCUCUUCAUCUACCUUUGCCCGGAAUCGCCUCGUUGGCUCAUGAAGAAGGGUCGGUACCAGGACGCUUUCAAAUCUAUGCUCCGGCUGCGCAAUACCCCCCUCCAGGCCGCACGCGACAUGUUUUACACGUACGCCCAGUUGGAGGAAGAAUACCGCGCUAUCCAGUCCACCAACUACGUAAAGCGCGUCAGCGAGCUCGUCACCAUCCCCCGCGUCCGCCGGGCCACAUUUGCCUCAGCCAUCGUAAUGCUUGCUCAGCAAAUCGAUGCUGGAUACAGCACGAAGAGCUCCCUCCUUGCCUCGUGGGGCUUCGGUCUUGUUAACUUUGCGUUUGCCUUCCCUGCCAUCUUUACCAUUGACUCUUUCGGUCGCCGUAACCUCCUCUUGGCCACGUUCCCCAACAUGGCCUGGUCUCUGUUGGCGACUGGGUUGUGUUUCCUCCUUCCCAACGAAUCAGCUGCAAAAGUGCCCCUAAUUGCGGUCUUUAUCUACAUCUUUGCGGCUUUUUACUCGGUCGGUGAGGGUCCGGUGCCCUAUGUGUACUCUGCCGAGGUGUUCCCGUUGACUCAUCGUGAGAUGGGAAUGGCCUGGGCAGUCUCGGUUUGCCUCUUUUUCGGCGGCGUGCUUGGUCUUACCUUCCCCCGAAUGGUGGGCGCACUGGGCCACGUUGGUGCAUUUGGCUUUUACGCAGGUCUUAACGUGACAGCGUUUAUCUUCAUCUUCCUGUUCCUACCGGAGACCAAGCAGUUCACCCUAGAGGAACUCGACUACAUCUUUGGCGUUCCGAUGACUCAACAUGCCAAGUACCAGACCAACACCUGGCUUCCCCACAAGUUCAAAAAGUAUGUUCUUCGUCAAAAGGGACACCAGAUUGAGCCACUGUACCACUUGGAGGAGAUCCAGGGGAUAGAGAGGCAAGACGACUACGGCAUCCGCCAUGUCGCUGCCGGCCAUUAG
Molecule: messenger RNA, 1836 nt
Organism: Apiotrichum porosum
Lineage: Eukaryota; Fungi; Basidiomycota; Tremellomycetes; Trichosporonales; Trichosporonaceae
Exons: 9
Coding region: 1-1836 (611 amino acids)
Biological process (GO): transmembrane transport
Cellular component (GO): membrane
Molecular function (GO): myo-inositol:proton symporter activity
Source: RefSeq, a predicted model, not a curated record